AUGCACAGCAACAAGAAAAACAAAUGUGCGAACGCAAUCAUCAGUAAUUCAAUGGAAUUAGGUAUCGCGAGAGGUUUAACCGCCAUGAAUGAAGAAAAUGUCGCUGAGUGCAAUCGAUUAGCUGAUAAUGAGAUCAUUGAUAUUAAUUUCGCUGAACUGUCGUCAAAACUUGACUCACUCAAUCCGGUGCAAUGUUUCGAUAUACUCGAUAAAUUGUGUAAUAAAUAUCCCUCAACGAAAAAGAAUGACGCAUUGGAUGAGUUGAUUCUCAAAUUUGUCAUACGUUUUCGAAUCAACGGCGGAUUCUUCAUCGCUCUUAAACAACCUGCCGACCAUCGUCAGCAUCUCAUUCAACGAUUAAACGAUACCAUCUUGACCAACGAAGAUAACAUUCAAAAGACGAAUCUAACGCUUGCCGAUAUUCAUUGA
Adineta ricciae is the source of this 429-nucleotide messenger RNA. The record is from the annotation of a GenBank genome assembly. Lineage: Eukaryota; Metazoa; Rotifera; Eurotatoria; Adinetida; Adinetidae.